Molecule: messenger RNA, 2171 nt
Organism: Malaclemys terrapin pileata
Lineage: Eukaryota; Metazoa; Chordata; Testudines; Emydidae
Gene: PLPP5
Product: phospholipid phosphatase 5
Exons: 7
Coding region: 62-853 (263 amino acids)
Biological process (GO): phospholipid metabolic process
Molecular function (GO): phosphatidate phosphatase activity
Source: RefSeq, a predicted model, not a curated record
GCCGCCAGCCCCGGCGCGUCUCGCUGCAGGGUGCGGCCGCGCCGUGCUCCUCUCCCGGGCCAUGGAGGGUCCACGGCUGGUGGCCGAAGUGGGCGUGCGGGGCCUGCUCGUAGGGGCCUUCCUGAUCAUGGAACUUCUGCCUCCAUUUGAACGUGUCAUACAGCCUGAAGAGAUGUGGCUUUAUAAAAACCCAUACAUAGAAGUGGACCAUGUACCCACCAAGCUCAUGUUUUUAAUUUCGUUUUUGUGUCCCCUGACGUUCAUCCUUCUGGCAAAAUUCCUCAUGAAAGUUGACCGCAGAGACACGCAGGAGGCCUUUUUGGCUGCCAGCCUUGCUCUUGCCCUGAAUGGGGUCUUCACAAAUGCUGUGAAGCUAGUCGUGGGAAGGCCACGGCCAGAUUUCUUCUACCGCUGCUUUCCGGAUGGACGGGCAAACACCAAGCUGGUGUGCACUGGUGACCUGGACGUGGUGACUGAGGGACGCAAGAGCUUCCCGAGUGGGCAUUCCUCUUUUGCAUUUGCUGGUCUUGCCUUCUCUGCCUUCUACCUGGCAGGAAAGCUGCACUGCUUCACCCCUGGUGGGCGUGGAAAAUCCUGGCGGCUCUGUGCCUUCUUAUCACCACUGCUCUGCGCUCUCCUCAUCGCUCUGUCCCGCACCUGCGAUUACAAACACCACUGGCAAGAUGUGCUGGUUGGCUCAGCGAUUGGUUUCACAUUUGCAUACCUAUGCUACAGGCAGCAUUACCCUUCCCUGACUGACGCAGAGUGCCAUAAACCAUUGCAGUGUAAAUCGAAACUACCACCAGCACGGGAGCAAAAGCUGGCCAACUCCAGCUUCCACGUGGAAAUAUAAUGAUGGGAUCCACUUUGCUGGGACUGGCCCCUGGGUAAUCAUUCCUUCCACUCUUCAGCCCACAGGGUGGGGAAGGGUACAGGCUUUGGGACCAUCGCUUACUGCCUACUUGGUGAAGUAACUGAGUAACCCAAAGGAGGAAUAGGAAUUGCUCCCCUGAACAUGUGGUAAGUGGUCCUGCUCAGCAGGCCUGUGCUCGUACCAUUCUCAUGUGUGAGACACUCCCCUCUUUCAGGCCAGCCCUGGAGGAAGCUGUGUAAGUGACUGUAUGCCAGCCUGCAGGAGGGAGGGGAGCAGGCUGGCUACGCCAACAUCUAAAGCAAGAACUGGCUCUCUGUGGGGACGGCUUGGUGGAAAUCCUGUAGGUGCCUGGGGCCAUGUAAUAAUGUGCGGGGAAGUUAGCCCUCUCCAAUGGAGAAUAUCAUUUUAUGAAAGGACAGCAUGCACCGAGGAAGAGCCGGUCUGUGCUGUAUCGUGAGUACGCAGCAUUUACUGUGUGCAUUUAGAGAUAACACCUCCCGCAGCCUGGGCACACUAGGUGUAGUUUUGGUGAAAACGCUCUGUCCUACAGCGGGUCCAACCAAACAGAUGCUGGGCUGAUGUCCUGGUGUGGCACCCUGGCUGGCUUUGGAAUCUCUCCAUGCCAUAUUGUUGGACACUGCACAGAACGCUUUCAGCCCAUUUGCUUCCAGAAUCCUGCCCCAACUCACACCUGAGGAUAGCUGGGCUGUGUCCUCAUCACCCUGCUCGGUUUUAAUCAGGUCUUGUGUUCCCACAUCCUCCCAAGGAAAGGCCAUCAUCAGCACUGUAGUGCUGGGGAGCCAUCUGAUGGGCAUGACUAACUAAUACCAUAAGGGGCUGUCACUCAUCGUCCCAUUGUUAAGAAUUAAAGCUAAGCUGGCUGGGGAGAUGCUGUGGUGUUUAUAUUCAAUUUCAACCUAGAAGCAGCAGGGCAGUGAGAUGGCAUCUGUUUGUACAGCACAGUCCAUGGGCUCACUGCUUUGUAGGGAGGAUGUGUUGCUCUGUCUGUAACUGUUAAAGGAUGCAGCAUCUUUCCUUGUAGGAUGUUUCCCUGUAGACCAAUUUAGCAAUUUGCAUUUGUUUCAUAGGAAAUAUGUUAAUUUCAAAUGUACUGGAACUAUUGACUGUGCCAAGCUAAGGCCUGUGAAGUACAUCCUGUUAAUCACACCUAAACUAGUUCAGAGUAUGCAAGAGCUCAGCCUUGUUGUGGUUUUUGGGGGAGGAAAAGCAGCCUAGUACCUGAAUUAUGUCAUUUACUGGGUUUUUAAAUGUCAAAUAAAAAGCUGGUUUAAAUUCA